Lingula anatina is the source of this 2924-nucleotide messenger RNA. RefSeq lists its product as uncharacterized. Lineage: Eukaryota; Metazoa; Brachiopoda; Lingulata; Lingulida; Lingulidae. Gene Ontology annotation, cellular component: membrane. Gene Ontology annotation, biological process: G protein-coupled receptor signaling pathway. The record is from RefSeq and is a predicted model, not a curated record. Gene Ontology annotation, molecular function: G protein-coupled receptor activity.
GAUGAUGUUUAUCUGUUUAGAAAAGAAGAUCAAAAAUAGAUUUUCAUUAUGAAACGUAUCAUAUUCUCUUCCAGGCUGAUGAAUUUGUGAAGGGGGAGAACGAUCCUAGGCGCUCGAGUAUCAACAAGGAGACAAGAAGAAAAAAAGAUUCCCACGUACGUACAACACGAAAGUAACACUAGUCUUCUUUGCAUGAAGAGGAGUGCCACGCUUGGUAUGACGAUAACGUAUUAACCGCAGCGUUAGCAACCUUCACCGUCUUAAAACAACCUGUUUCUUAGAAGCACUUGUAUGGUUGCAUGCACCGAGUCUCUAUGCGGUUACCGAGGAUUUAGUGCUUCUUUGCAUCUACCAACAACGCAAAACAUGUAAAGCACAUUUCUACUUAGACUUCCGAUUCACUACAGGGAAACGUUAAAAUACAUUAGUUAUGUAAAAACGAUUAAUGCCAACACCUAGUGUACUGCCGUAAAGACUGGAUUAACUAGUUCACAGGGAUGUCGGGGCUUAACCAGAAUAUCACAGGCAUUAACGGCAGCAAUGCUUCUAUGGCGGUCGAAGAAACAAAUUAUAUUCAAAAUGGUGUCGCUCGCGAUCCAAUUCUAGUCGUCAAUCUGUUCCUGCUGUUCGUGGCUCUAAUUCUUGGAACUAUUGGCAAUCUGUCCCUGGUAGUUGCUGUCGGGUGCAGGAGGGCGCUACAAACAGCUGUCAACGUCCCAUUGGUCAACCUGGCCAUUUCGGACCUGAUCAUCUGCCUUCUGAGCGUCCCAAUCGCGUUUGUGAUCAUUCUAGAGAAUUUCACGACGUACAUCGUGCCGUUAGAAGUUUGCGUAAUGCAAGGGUUUUUUCAAUCAACGGGGGAGAUUGUUCAGUUGUUGACAAUAGCUGUCAUCAGUUACGAAAGGUACCAGGCAGUUGCGAAACCCUUUGACAAAGAGCAAAGGCGUCUGAGAGUGAUCGUGAUGACAGUGGUGACGUGGACUCUUGGACUAUCCAUAGGCAUUAUAUGGGCUGUUCUUUUGCGCGAUUCACCUCUGUUUGAUAUGUGUCUGAAGUACAACACGGAACUUCUACAUAUGGAUGGCGUCUACAGCCUUUAUAUUCUAUCACCAUUAACCGUUGUAACAAUUCUUAUAGUGUCCGUGGCGUACUGCCGAAUACUUUGCAAGGUAGAGGAGAAAAGGAAGAUAUUUAGAAAACCGUUUGGCGGUCAAAAAAACAAGGUUCACCCGAUCAGAACUCUGUCAGAGGACGUUCCAAACGGGGAACAAGCCCGGUACAUAGUAAGUCCCCGGAAAGACAUGACUCAAACAACGGCAAUUCUUAACUCGUCAGAUUUACUGCCGUCAGGAACCCCUCAAGUGAGUCCUCCCGACCAACAUACAGUGGAAACGCACAGACUGAGCACAAUUCACUCAACGAGCACAAUAACUAAAGAGACACCCGGGUUGAAUAUAAAUGAAGAAAGUGUGCGUAGCACGCAGUGCGUUUCGAAUGAAGCGACUGAAAGGCCAUCUAUUGGUAAGACAAGUGACAACACCUUGCAAUUCCAUGAUUUUGGUUCAAAAAACAAUUUGCAGGGAGUAAAGCAGGAUUCGCCCAAUGUCUUAAACGCUGCACGAUGCGCGACUAAAAAUCAUAAAGAAGCGGCGUUUUUGAUGCUAGAUGGCGCGGAUUGUUGUGUGCAGUGCUCGGGGGUGAAUGUUUCUGCGGGAAAAAGGAAUCCAAACAUUGUUUCACCGCAGAGAGUGAACAAUUGGCAUUUACCUCAAAGAGUACAAGAAUACUCAGAGAGGAGUACAAACAUAAGCAAUCAAAAUGACAAAGAAACUCGCGCGAAUCUCCGAUAUUUAUCUUACAGCACAAUGCCAGCAGCACUAUCAGAUGUCUGUCGAGCCUCCAUUAGUGUAGUCAAAGACUUGUCUGUCAGUGAUGCACCUGACAGCACAAACAAAGAUCUCAUUGAGAAUGGGCAGCACCUUCGAGGCGACUCGGAUCGUGACCAAGGAUUCCAAGCCGUUCGUCAUAGUAAUCAGAGCGGCAAAAACACUGCAGAAAAAAGAGAAGACCAGAAUGUGACAAACGAAAUACAAGUGAUUGACUUUGAUGGCAACGUCACCACAUCGCAAGCAGUUGCCGUGGGUGAGGCAAAAAUAUACGGCUCGGUCUGCGUGAUGACUAACAAGAACCGAGUUCUCGGUAAGAGACGCCUGGAGACAAAACUUGCCAAGAUGACGUCGGUUAUUAUCGUGACAUUCUUUGUAUUGUGGCUUCCGGUUCCCAUAGCAACGGUCGUGCAGCGGACGUACUCUGGGCAGCAGGAAGGGGGAAGCUUCGUACUGGUUGAUUCUUUGCAGCUGCUGAUAGCUACAAUAGCUAUGUUGAGCGCUGCCGUUAACCCCAUCGUCUACGCCCUCCUUAACAAGAAGUUCAGAGCUGAAAUUGCUUGCAUCCUGAAACGGCAAUAAGACGCAAUACGUACCUAUUCGUCCGGGCAGUUGGUAUUUAGUAUAAUUUUUGAAGUUAAGGAUUAAAUGAAAACGAACACUGCACCUUGCUUUGUAAUGAACAACAGUUCCUCGUUGAGAUGUCAACGUUACUUGGCUGUUAAUCACAGGCAGGUUCCAAUAUUUGGUUCCUGUAUUUCUGAGGAUAUUGACUUCACAUUUAAGAAUGAUAUUAUUAUUGUGGGUUUGACAUGUCAUCCUGGAACCUCUAGCACGACAUUUAGUUUGAUAUUGUUUACACGUUAAUCUUCGUUUCAUUUGAUCUACAAUGGGGCUGUGGCUUUUAGAUGCUCUUUCCAAUUAGCAUCCAUAAAUUGUGUUUUUUUACACAUCCGUUCAAGGCCUUGCUCUUAAUAACUUGAUUACUUUUAAUGAUCUGUUCAAGUAUAAGUAAAUGGGUUAUAUUUUUCUAUCUGA